Oryzias melastigma (Indian medaka) is the source of this 1093-nucleotide messenger RNA. Its product is annotated as C-1-tetrahydrofolate synthase, cytoplasmic. Gene Ontology annotation, cellular component: cytosol. Lineage: Eukaryota; Metazoa; Chordata; Actinopteri; Beloniformes; Adrianichthyidae. Gene Ontology annotation, biological process: tetrahydrofolate interconversion. The coding region runs from base 27 to 995 and encodes 322 amino acids. The transcript is spliced from 12 exons. The record is from RefSeq and is a predicted model, not a curated record. Gene Ontology annotation, molecular function: methenyltetrahydrofolate cyclohydrolase activity; methylenetetrahydrofolate dehydrogenase (NADP+) activity.
CUGGCCAUCAGGUAAGCUGCUGCUUCAUGUUGUCCUUGGCUGCUCGUACGCUCCACGUUGGGGCUUCCUGUUGCCAAGGUGGCAGGCGCUUCAUAGCAACAGUCAUCUCUGGCAACAAGACAUCCAGGCUGGUGAGGGAGAGGCUGAAGAAGCAGGUGGAGAAGAUGAAGAGUGAGUUCUCGGGGUUCCGACCCAGCCUGGUGGUUUUGCAGGUGGGAGACCGAGACGAUUCCAACCUGUACAUUAGCACCAAACUGAAAGCUGCAGCUGAGAUCGGAAUCGAUGCCAAACAUGUCCGGCUGCCAAAGACGGCAACACAGGAUGAGGUCCUACAAAGCAUCAUGUCCGUCAACGAAAACACAUCCGUCCACGGUCUGAUUGUCCAGCUGCCUCUAGAUUCCAUCAACCGAAUCGACUCUGAGCUCAUCACCAACGCCGUCUCUCCGGAUAAAGACGUAGAUGGUUUGAGUUGUAUAAAUGCAGGAAAGUUAUCCCGAGGAGAUCUGAAGGACUGUUUCAUCCCCUGCACCCCCAACGGCUGCAUGGAGCUCAUCAGACAGACAGGCGUGUCGGUGGCGGGCAAGCAUGCGGUCGUCAUAGGUCGCAGCAAAAUAGUUGGCGCUCCAAUGCACGACCUGCUGCUGUGGAGCCACGCCACCGUGACCACCUGUCAUUCCAAGACGCCUGACCUACCGGAGCAGGUUAGCCGGGCCGACAUCCUGGUGGUGGGGGCGGGCAGAGCGGAGAUGGUUAGAGGAGACUGGGUGAAGGAGGGGGCGGUGGUCAUCGACUGCGGCAUCAAUCAUGUCCCAGACGAGACCAAAGCCAGCGGCAAACGGGUGGUUGGAGAUGUCCACUAUGCUUCAGCCAAUCAGAGAGCGGGAUUUAUCACACCGGUUCCAGGGGGGGUGGGGCCGAUGACAGUGGCCAUGCUGAUGGAGAACACGGUGCAGAGCGCUCAGCGUUUCCUCCUCAGAAAGCAGCUGUGCAGGUGAAACAAGAACACUGGAAGGGUGAUUUUAAGGCCCAGAUCAACACUCACAAGAGCUUCAUUGUUUUUCCCCGUUUGAUUAAACCAAUUUGUUUUAUUUAA